Molecule: messenger RNA, 963 nt
Organism: Arachis stenosperma
Lineage: Eukaryota; Viridiplantae; Streptophyta; Magnoliopsida; Fabales; Fabaceae
Product: peroxygenase-like
Exons: 6
Coding region: 115-858 (247 amino acids)
Molecular function (GO): monooxygenase activity; calcium ion binding
Source: RefSeq, a predicted model, not a curated record
CUUUGCCUUCUUUCCUUUCCUAUUUUUGAGCAUCUGACAACUGCCACCGCCACACUCCAAACGAAGAAAGAAAGUAACUUCCUUCUCUCCUUCCAGAGAAGAACACUCUCCACAAUGACAACAGCACCGGAACAAUCCCAAUCCCAAUCCCAUGAAGCCAUGGCAACGGUGGCCGAAAAGGCACCGGUAACGGCUGAACGGAAGGUUCCUAUGGACUUGGAAACUAAGCUCCCCAAACCCUAUAUGCCAAGAGCACUGGUUGCACCUGACACACAGAAUGUGAAUGGGACAUGGGGUCACAAGCAUAACAACAUGUCCGUGCUUCAACAACAUGCUACCUUCUUUGAUCUUGACAAGGAUGGUAUCAUCUAUCCAUGGGAGACUUACAGAGGGUUACGCAAAAUAGGCUUUAAUGUUAUUGCUUCCUUCGUGAUUGCGAUUAUUAUUCAUAUAGCUCUCAGUUAUCUUACACUUCCGACAUGGCUACCUUCACCUUUCUUCCCAAUUUACAUAGAAAACAUACACAAGGCCAAACAUGGUAGUGAUACAGGCACCUACGACACAGAGGGAAGAUUCGUUCCUGCAAAUUUGGAAAUCAUGUUUAGCAAGUAUGCACAGACAGAGCCUGAUAAAUUGACGUUAAGAGAGAUGUGGCACAUGACACAAGCAAACGCUGUUGCAUAUGACGUAUUUGGCUGGGCUGCAGCAAAAUUUGAGUGGAGUGUAUUGUAUCUGCUAGCAAGAGAUGAAGAAGGCUUUCUAGCAAAAGAAGCUGUGAGACGGUGCUUUGAUGGCAGCUUAUUCGACUACUGUGCUAAAAAGCGUAGUGGUAAUAAUCAUACAGGAAAGAUGGCUUGACACCCUCUCUAGCCUCUUGUAAAGGUCCAAUUACCUCAUAAUAAGGACAUAUGUGUGCAUGUUUACAAUUUAGGUAGAGUAAAUGUGGUGUUACUUUUGAAAUAA